CAGGGAGGGGUGUGUCUCUAUAAGACGACCGAGCAACAGCAUCCUCUUAGGAAACAAACAGAAGCAGGCAAUAGGAGAAUAUAACCGCCUUCAGUUUCAGCAGAUCUGCUCAGGACAGGUGCCUGAACCGCACACAGCUCAGAGUGCACUUCAGCUGUUAACACACUCCGUGAUGAAGACUCCACUGUGGACGCUACUGUUGCUUGGACUGUGUAACCCAGCAUGGUGUGACUGCCAGAAGGAUUGCCUCUUCUGCAGCCAAAAACUGCCUAAUGAAUAUGCCUUCAACAAUUUGGUUUGUCUGGUAGAGUGUCAUGGUAAACUUUCACCAGGCAACUCCUGGGAGAUGUGUCGCAGGACCAUUGUGGAGCAGAAACCAAAAGCCUCAUUAUCAGUUGGAGGUGCCAUGCUGAAAAGAGCAGAUGAGGAGGCAGACACCUCUCUGCCUAUGGACCAGGAUGAUGGGCAGUUUUCUGAUACCCUCCAGAGGUUUGACCACAUAACACGGGCUUUGGAAAUGGAUGAUCAGGACCGAGAUAUGCAACUCAGUAAAAAAUACAAGUUCCUGCAAGUACAGUCGGCACAGGAAUCUGAGGAAGAGCGAGAUGGAGACAGCGAGAUGGAAGGCAAUGAGGAAGAAGCUGCCAUCCACCUAAUCAAACGCUUUGGAGGGUUCCUCAAAAACAAGUAUGGCUACAGGAAGUUCAUGGAUCCUGGCAGGCCUUUGCAAAAGAGAUAUGGGGGUUUCAUAGGCGUCCGCAAAUCCGCUCGCAAAUGGAACAACCAGAAGCGUUUUAGCGAGUUCCUCAAGCAGUAUUUGGGCAUGAGUACUCGAGCUAGCGAGUUCAAUAGUAUGUCUGCUGAUGUCACCCAACCGAAUGAGUAAGCUUUGACCUUUGAAGCGAAUAAAAUUACCCAGCAAACCAUUUGUUAUGCUCAUUCGAAAGAUAUCAUGCACCGUUCUCCUCAAACACAAAAAGCUCUCAUAGUGCCACAGAGUUAGAUGUGCAUUUACUCACUGAAGCAUCUAAUCUGUGUCAAACAAAGCUAACAAUAAGUGAUAUUAGCUUGAAGUUUGAAGAAAACUAUUCAGAUUCAAUUCGAGACAUCUAUAGAUUGGUAUUGUAUAUGAAGGCCCCUGUAGUUUAAUUCUACAUUGUACAUUCUACAAAAGACCAUUUGAAAACUUUAUCAGAUUCAAAUCCAUCUCCUCUACAACACUGCCACCUAUUGGUCAAUGAAAAUUCCCAUAAUGAAAACUCCAAACUAAGGUGGGAUGUCAUUUAGACGGUAAUUACACAAAAUAGAAUGAUUAAAGGAAUAGUUCACCAAAAAAAAUGUAAAAAAAAAUUGUCACGACUUACUUAACAUUAUGUCGUUUUGAGCUCCAAACGCACCGUAAAUCACCACUAAAGUCAAGACUUUUUUUAAGUACGUUUUUAACUCAUUUUUGCCAUCAAACCUAAUUUUUGCUUUCAAAUCUCGAAUCAAAUUUGCGACGCUGCAAUUUGGUCACGUGACGAACCAAUUAUGUUUGGGAAUGGGAAGCGAUAGAUUACUCAUAAAUCUGUGAUUUCAGAAGACUUGGAGUAUAGUCAUAUGGACUACUUUUUAUGCCACAUUUUGUUAUUUUUGGAGCUUAAUGGGCUGUAUAAAUAGCAAUCUGCUUUCAUUGUAUGGAAAACAUAACUAUUUUACGAAGUAGCGUUUUUGUAUGAUUUCGUACAAUGUGAAUCAUAUGACAAUAUGCUUUUAAGAAAAAAAGAAAGCCCAAACCAGCCCAAACCUCACUCCUAAACAUAACCAUCACUGUGCGUAAACAGUACAAAUAUGAUUGUACCGAUGAUUUCAAACUAGCCACCAAUUUGCCAAAACGUAAAACAGUUAUGAAUUGCCAUGAGAUUGUAUUGGGUGAAGAGCAGCUUGAACAAUCUGCUUAACAUCUCCUUUUUGGUUUUAAUGAAGAAGGAAUAUAAAAUGGGGUCAGAACGAUAUGAGCGCAAGUAAUUGAUGAUAGAAUUUUCAUUUUUUGGUGAACUAUCCCUCUAAGGGGAUUAAGGAAAGCUAAUCUGUGUUUACGGUCUCCCCCCCCCAAAAUAAAUAAAGCCAGAUUUCACAUAAAUCAUUCCAGCAAAGACUCAUCACUGUAAAAUGCCUAUACAAACAUAACAAAUUCUAUCAUGCACAUGCACAGAGUUUGCUUCCUCAUCAAAAAGUGGAAAACCAAAAGCUUUCAUUUUAUUUUUUUGAAGCUGUCAAAGUUUAUUUGUAUUUGUGCAUACGAAAUGAUGUAUUUAUGCAAACAUUACUGAGUCAUGCUUUUCCCUUUAUUCCAAUACUAAAACUCAUGAUGUUCAAUAAAUGAUCUGUACAUAGUAACACUGAACUGUCAAUAAAAUAGUUUACUAUUUUC
Ctenopharyngodon idella (grass carp) is the source of this 2413-nucleotide messenger RNA. It is a transcript of the gene pnoca, whose product is annotated as prepronociceptin a. Gene Ontology annotation, molecular function: opioid receptor binding. Gene Ontology annotation, cellular component: dendrite; plasma membrane; axon terminus. Gene Ontology annotation, biological process: sensory perception; neuropeptide signaling pathway; chemical synaptic transmission. Lineage: Eukaryota; Metazoa; Chordata; Actinopteri; Cypriniformes; Xenocyprididae. The transcript has 3 exons. Bases 173 to 886 code for a protein of 237 amino acids. The record is from RefSeq and is a predicted model, not a curated record.